UAGCUAGCCAGAGAUGGGUAACGUUACCUGACAGGAGCGCUAGCUAGCUACGUUAGCUUGCUAGGUACAUUCAUAGUUUUUAGUAUGGCUGUUUUUUAAGCUCAACUUCAACAUUUCCACCAAGGACGUUGCCUCUCAGAUCAUCAUUCUCCCUUUCUUGGGCAAGGAACAUUUUAAAGUAGACUUGGAUCUGACGAGGUAAAAACGUAAUUUAAGUGCUGGGGGUUUUAGGACUGUUUACUUUGCGUUUGGACCGGAAUCCGAAUGUGCGAUUCACACCUGAUCACGUGAUUUGUUUGAGUCUAAAGCGUCUGCCUGUAUCACGUGACUCUUCUCCAGUUCAGUCUUCCUCCUUUGAACGCCAGGACCGUCCAGGACAGUACAGCACACUGUACAUCCGCAAGAACACCAAUUUGACAUUCUAGACUCACGUGAUACAAUGGAAGAGAAAACUAUCUCCAACUCCAGGCGUUGUUAUAAACAAUGGCUUUGUUUCAUGGUUUUGUUCAUGUCCUUCUCUGUAAUCUACGUGGAUGCGGUGUGGCCGAUGCCUCAGAUGAUCAGCUCUUCCAUGGCCCGAUACACACUAAAUCCACGGGAGUUUAUUUUUCAGUACUCUAGUGGAUCAUCCGCUCAACCCGGUUGUUCUCUUCUGGACUCGGCUUUCGAGAGAUACUUCCCGCUCAUCUUCACGGAUUAUAGGGCAGCCAGACCCAGACAGCACAAUGAAUGGUUUAGGUUCCCUUUCACCGUUGUGGUCCAUGUGGAGAGAGCAGAAUGUGAGGGCUAUCCAGACGCAGACUCUUCAGAAAGCUACAAGCUGAGUGUGUGUUCGGGCCAGGCAGCACUGAGGGCUGAGACGGUAUGGGGAGCACUCAGAGGUUUGGAGUCAUUCAGUCAGCUGGUCUACCAAGAUGACUUUGGGGAGUAUUUUGUGAAUGAGACUGAGAUAGAAGACUUUCCCCGCUUCCAGUUCCGAGGGAUAUUAUUGGAUACGUCACGUCACUACCUUCCUUUACACGCUAUUCUGAAGACCCUGGAUGCGAUGUCCUACAACAAGUUCAAUGUUUUCCACUGGCACAUCGUGGACGACCCCUCCUUCCCCUACCAGAGUAGCACCUUCCCUGACCUCAGCAGCAAGGGGGCGUUCCAUCCGUCGACCCAUGUGUACACCCAGAUAGACGUGAAGAGGGUUAUCGCCCACGCCAGACUCAGAGGCAUCAGGGUCCUGGCUGAAUUUGACUCCCCGGGACACACCCAGUCAUGGGGCAAAGGACAGCCCGGUCUCCUGACCCCCUGCUAUAAAGGCACAGUUCCCUCUGGGACGUUCGGUCCAGUGAACCCAGCCAACUCCUCCAGCUACAAGUUCAUGACCCACCUGUUUAAAGAGGUCACCUCAGUGUUUCCUGACUCUUACGUCCAUCUGGGAGGGGACGAGGUAGACUUCACCUGCUGGAAGUCCAACCCUGAUGUCCGAGGCUUCAUGCUGAAGAUGGGGUUUGGAACUGACUACACAAAACUGGAAUCCUACUACAUGGAAAAUAUGGUGAACAUUACUAAGGGACUCAACAAGACAGCCAUAGUCUGGCAGGACGUGUUUGACUACCAUGAAAAAAUCCCAGUAGACACGGUGCUCCACAUCUGGAAGGGGAGCCCUGGUCAGAUACAACAGGAGCUGAGUAGCAUCACCCUGGCUGGGUACAGGGUCAUACUGGCUGCCCCCUGGUACAUCAACCACAUCGACUACGGACAGGACUGGGAAAAAUACUACACCAUACAGCCACUCAACUUCACUGGUACAGAGCAGCAGAAGAAACUGGUGAUUGGUGGAGAGGUGUGCAUGUGGGGAGAGUAUGUUGAUGCUACCAACCUCUCUCCUCGUCUCUGGCCGAGGGCGAGUGCUGCUGGAGAGCGAUUGUGGAGUGAUGAGAAGAUGACCUCCAGUGUGAUCGACGCCUUCCCUCGCCUCGUGGACUUCCGCUGCAGGCUACUGAGGCGCGGUAUCCAGGCAGAGCCUCUGUUUGUGGGUCACUGCAGACAUGAGUAUCAGGGUAUAUGAAACAUGGCUGGUUGUGUGUCACCAGGGCUUUAAAUGAACUUUUCUUCAUUGGUACCACAGAAAGUAAGGAGCACAAGACAGAAUUUUGGAGCACCAGAUUAUAUAUAUAUAUUUUUUACUGUGGAAAUGAAUAACAGUUUUGCAGUUGUAUUUUUAAAUAUAAUAAGGGUUGUUUUUAAUCACCUGUAUAAUUAUGUUUGCUGUUGCACUUUUGAAUAGAAUCAAUGUUCUGUUUUGUAUAUCACAUUUGUUUGUCCAAACCAAAUUACCGAUAUAAAUACUGUAUGUUUGCCGUUGCACUUUCGAAUACAAUUAUUAAAAGUAGUUUUUAUUUUAA
Messenger RNA from Oncorhynchus kisutch (coho salmon), 2396 nucleotides. It is a transcript of the gene hexa, whose product is annotated as hexosaminidase A (alpha polypeptide). The coding region runs from base 440 to 2059 and encodes 539 amino acids. The record is from RefSeq and is a predicted model, not a curated record. Gene Ontology annotation, molecular function: beta-N-acetylhexosaminidase activity. NCBI's taxonomy places the organism in Eukaryota, Metazoa, Chordata, Actinopteri, Salmoniformes, Salmonidae. The transcript has 14 exons. Gene Ontology annotation, cellular component: membrane; lysosome. Gene Ontology annotation, biological process: glycosaminoglycan metabolic process; ganglioside catabolic process; carbohydrate metabolic process.